AUGGCGUCCCAGGGCCAGGUGCACCUGAACCCCGAGUACGUAGGCCUCUGGGACUUUGAGGCCCGGACAGACGAGGAGCUGAGCUUCAGGGCGGGUGACCUCUUCCACGUGGCCAGGAAGGAGGAAGAGUGGUGGUGGGCCACGCUGCUGGACGAGGCGGGCCUGGCCCUGGCCGAGGGCUACGUGCCCCACAACUACCUGGCCGAGAAGGAGACAGUGGAGUCUGAGCCGUGGUUCUUUGGUCGAAUCUCCCGCUCAGAAGCCUUGCACAGACUGCAGGCCGAGGGCAACGGGCUGGGCGCCUUCCUGAUCAGGGUCAGCGAGAAGCCAGGCGCCGACUACGUCCUCUCGGUGCGGGACACGCAGGCCGUGCGGCACUACAAGAUCUGGCGGCGUGCUGGUCGGCUGCACCUCAACCAGGCCGUGUCCUUCCCCAGCUUGCCCGAGCUCGUGGACCACCACAAGGCCCACAGCCUGUCCCACGGCCUGCGGCUGACAGUGCCCUGCUGGAAGCACAAGCCUGAGCCCCUGCCCCACUGCGACGACUGGGAGAGGCCGAGGGAGGAGUUCACGCUUUGCAGGAAGCUGGGGUCUGGCUACUUCGGGGAGGUCUUCGAAGGGCUCUGGAAAGACCAGGUCCGAGUAGCCAUUAAGGUGAUCGCCCGAGAUGACCUCCUGCACCAGCACACAUUCCAGGCGGAGAUCCAGGCCAUGAAAAAGCUUCGGCACAAGCACAUCCUGGCACUGUACGCCGUGGCGUCCGUGGGGGACCCCGUGUACAUCAUCACUGAGCUCAUGCCCAAGGGGAGUCUGCUGCAGCUGCUGCGGGACUCCGACGAGAAAGCCCUGCCUGGCUCAGAGCUGGGUGACAUCGCAUCGCAGGUGGCCGAGGGCAUGUGCUACCUGGAAUCGCAGAAUUAUAUCCACCGGGACCUGGCUGCCAGGAACAUCCUCGUGGGGGAAAACCACAUCUGCAAGGUCGGGGACUUCGGGCUGGCCAGGCUCGUCAAGGAGAACAUCUAUCUUUCCCACAAUCACAACGUCCCCUACAAGUGGACCGCCCCCGAGGCGCUCUCUCAAGGGCAUUACUCCAUCAAAUCUGACGUCUGGUCCUUUGGGGUUCUCCUCCACGAGAUUUUCAGCAGGGGUCAGAUGCCCUAUCCAGGCAUGUCCAACCAUGAGGCCUUCCUGAAGGUGGAGGCGGGCUACCGCAUGCCCUGCCCCCUGGAGUGCCCGCCCACCACACACAAGCUGAUGCUGUCGUGCUGGCACAGGAACCCAGAGCAGAGGCCCUGCUUCAAAGCCCUGUGGGAGAAGCUCUCCAGCUUCACCAGAUACGAGAACCCGCACUGACCUCCGCCCUCCCUGCCG
Messenger RNA from Ceratotherium simum simum (southern white rhinoceros), 1371 nucleotides. It is a transcript of the gene PTK6, whose product is annotated as protein tyrosine kinase 6. The record is from RefSeq and is a predicted model, not a curated record. NCBI's taxonomy places the organism in Eukaryota, Metazoa, Chordata, Mammalia, Perissodactyla, Rhinocerotidae. Gene Ontology annotation, biological process: protein phosphorylation. Gene Ontology annotation, molecular function: protein tyrosine kinase activity; protein binding; ATP binding.